UAGCGUUUUCACAUAUUCAUAAAAACCAACAUCGAUCUAGGUACGUGUAAAGUUUUAUACUACAAAAAUAAAAAAUUUUUAAAUUCGUUUCACUUUGUAUUAUUCGAUAAAACAAUGCGAGUCGCUAGUUUCCUCGUUAGUUUAUUUAUUAUUUCCACGGAAAUGUUCGCGGUGAAUGCCCAAACCGAUUAUCGCGUUGAUUUGAUGAACCACAUGUUUACUCAGCCCGGAUGGCUUGGCUGGUACGAAACAAGAUUGACGCGAUACUAUGUGGAGAUAAUCGACUACAAGACGAACGAAAGACAAUUCAAUAUAAAUGAUUUCCUCGCACCUAUUCAUAACGGACGGAUAGUCACCAAGGAUAAUGUCGUAGAUAAAAUUCGACAAGCGCACCAAUUUUUGAGCUGCAGGUAUGUCAGAGUGUUGAAAGAAAUCUGCGAUAACCAGAGGGGUAUAGGCCUUGCGUGCAUGAGAAUGAGCAAGCCGAAUCAAUCGUUGAAAUGUUUAGGGAAUGCGCUGGAAAUGCUCGAAAAAGCGGAUCCAUUAGUUAGGCGUAUGCAAGGAUCGCUUUGGUGUUUACACCGGUUAUGCGUUACCCCGGAAGACCUCUUCGAGAAGGAAGUAUUCGAUGUCCUAGAUGAUUUAAAACAUUAUCACACAAGCAUACAUUUUUACAAAGAGUCAAUCGCUAACGGAGAUGUUAUGUCCAUCGUAGCUGCGCACAUUGACUCUAUCGAAAACCAAAUGUUGCUAACCUUAAACCGAUUGACAGUUUUCUACAAAAAAUUCUGUAGGCCGAUUCCUCCUGAAGAAGAAGAAGAUGCUGGGAUUUCCGCAGAUGCAAAAAAUGUUCAAACCAAGCUCGAAGUCUUGCCUCCUAUAUACGUGGUGUAUGAACUAAAAAUACUUAUAAAUGACGCAAUCGAACCGUUUAUAAAAACUUUUGACGAGGGUUUCGGUUUUAAAUAUAAUCUGGAGUCGAACACGAAUCAAAACGGAGGCAAAACCGGAUGUAAGCGAUAAAUUAAAAAUAUUGAAAUGUUCUACCUACGAUAUUUUUUUUUGUUUCCAAUAAUUUUUUUUUAAGCUGGAG
Messenger RNA from Adelges cooleyi (spruce gall adelgid), 1093 nucleotides. RefSeq lists its product as uncharacterized. The transcript is spliced from 2 exons. The record is from RefSeq and is a predicted model, not a curated record. Bases 115 to 1023 code for a protein of 302 amino acids. NCBI's taxonomy places the organism in Eukaryota, Metazoa, Arthropoda, Insecta, Hemiptera, Adelgidae.